This is a messenger RNA of Osmerus eperlanus (European smelt), 2230 nucleotides long. It is a transcript of the gene qpct, whose product is annotated as glutaminyl-peptide cyclotransferase. Gene Ontology annotation, molecular function: glutaminyl-peptide cyclotransferase activity; zinc ion binding. The transcript is spliced from 7 exons. NCBI's taxonomy places the organism in Eukaryota, Metazoa, Chordata, Actinopteri, Osmeriformes, Osmeridae. Bases 63 to 1175 code for a protein of 370 amino acids. The record is from RefSeq and is a predicted model, not a curated record.
UUAAGCCUUUGCUGAGGAGAGAGGUAGGAAUUUUCAUAGCAAGAAAAACCUCAGGCUCAGCGAUGGCUGAACGUCGCCGUGGUCCGUUUGUGCAUUUCGUCUAUGUGCUGGGGAUUUGUGUGGCAUUAAUUGACUUUAUCAAUGGACAAGCAGAACAGGUCCCAUGGACCCAUGAAAAGCUCCAACACAAGGCUGCCACCCUGAGCAACAGUGACAUCACCAAGGCUGUAGCCCACACUGACGUGGCCCAGAUGUGGCAGAGGGAUCUGAGGCCCUUGCUGGUGACCAGAUACCCAGGGACUGCUGGGAGCCUGGCCGUGCAGCAGCACAUCAAGUCCACAUUAGGUUCCCUGGGGGCAGGCUGGGAUGUACAGGAGGACAAGUUCACGUCCCAGACACCCUACGGCCCAAUGACGUUCACCAACAUCAUUGCCACCCUUAACCCCUCUGCCAAGCGUCGCCUGGUACUGGCAUGUCACUAUGAUUCCAAAUACUACCCACCACAGUGGCACGGCCGUGAGUUCCAAGGUGCCACAGACUCAGCUGUGCCCUGUGCCAUGAUGCUGGAGCUGGCACGUGCCCUGGACCAGGAACUGAAGAUCCAAAAGGGCUCCAGUCCAGACCUGUCUCUGCAGCUGUUGUUCUUUGAUGGGGAGGAGGCUCUCUUCCAGUGGACGUCCACAGACUCUCUGUACGGCUCUCGCCACCUGGCACAGAAAAUGGAAAGAACCCCCCACCCACCCGGGGCCCCCGACACCAACCUAUUACAUGGCAUGGACCUGUUUGUGUUGCUGGAUCUUAUCGGAGGCCCCAGUCCUCGCUUUGGCAACCAGUUCCCUAGCACAACCCGCUGGCUCACCAGGAUGCAGAACAUUGAGCGUCGCCUGCACACUAUUGGACAGCUUGUGGACCAUCCCAAUGAGAUUCAGUACUUCUGGCCUAAUCUACCUGUGGGUCCUGUGCAGGAUGACCACAUGCCUUUCCUCAACAGAGGUGUGCGUGUCCUCCACCUUAUCCCCAGCCCGUUCCCCUCAGUCUGGCACACAUUUGACGACAAUGAACAGAACCUGGACCGGUCCACCAUCCAGAAUCUCAACAAGAUCCUUCAGAUCUUUGUCCUGGAAUACCUAAAUGCCAAACCCGUUGACCCCUCAAACCCCCAAAAUGCCCCUUAGAGGCUCUCAGUCUUCAUCUGUUCUGGUCUUUGAAACCCAAACACUCCACAGACUUUUCCUUCAGCCCAGAAUUCACAUAAUCAUUCGAUCUUUGAUUUGCAGAAUUAUGCAUCAGGGUGCCCGGCUGAAACCAAAGUUUGCACACCGUUUGGGUCUGUAGAACCAGAGAGACCUCAGCACAGCUUCUUUUCCCUCCCUCAGGCUCUGUCCCCCAACAACUAGAGAGGUACACAGGGCCCUCUGUGUGUCUCUCUCCACAGUGCUCUUUUUAUCUCUCCACAUCCCCUGCAAGCUCUCUCACUGAGGAGCCAUCUUUGUGCUCAUGCUAAUGUCAGGGCUGUACUAGCCGUGAAAGGAGGAGGAAGACGAAGGAGAAAAGAUAGGUCAAGAAGAUAAACCAUAAUCGGUGUCUUCUUUGUUGCUUAUGAAUUAUUGUGUUUGUCUUUCUAUUUUUAUACCGUGACUUGCUCUCUCUAUUUCUCUCUAUCCAUUCAUCUUUUCGCAAUGUUGGAGGGUCUUACAGCUGAUAAUCUAUAUCAUGUAUUCAACCGAGAGUAAUAACAGACUAUAGCUGAGUGUGUUACAGUAGCCUUACUUGCCGGACGGAUGGUUCAAAUAUAAAUACUGAUUGGGUUUAGGACCAUCUGGCGCAUGAAACAGCAGGUGGAUCAUGUUCUUGCAUUAAUGAACAGAAGCUAAAUCCUAUCCUAGAAAAUGGCCUUCAAAGGAAAACCACUGGGGACGUAGGUGUAAUGAAGAAUGACUGUCUCUGAAAGUCUUAACUGUCUAGUUUGUCUAUAAAGAUAACCUGUUGAGAUAAGCAUGUGUGCUUAUUGAUAAGAUGGAACAUCUGUAGUUCUUCAUAUGCGGCCAUGUCAGAUAUGUAGGCCUGUUUAGUUUCAUGUUCACUUGUGUUUGUUUUUUAUAACAAUAUUAGUCCCAUUUUGAUGUAGCUCCUGAAAUAACACACACUGCCAAAAAUGUACUUCCUCUGCCUGAAAUAAAAUGUUGAUCCAGAAAGUUAGGAACCCCACUCUGGAUCUUCGGAAUACACU